UCGCAUGCAUGCACAUGUCUGUGUGCCCACUGCUUAACAGUCACAUCAGUGAGGCGCUGUACUUCCUCUGACUCCUGAUUAAGAAGAGGGGAGCCAGUGGCGGGGAUGAGUUAGCUCUUCGUUGGCAUCAAACAGUGUGUCAUAGAGAUUAUACAAACCUGCUUAUUAGCCACAGUCUUCAGGACCUUAUAUAACAAUGGGUUUUCAUGACCAUUGUUUUGAAACACAACAGUGGUAUUGGCUGUGCUGAGGACUCCUGGCAGUGAUGCUCUGUGUCUGCACUUCACCUAACCUGACUCUGGACUUCUGUAAUGAGAGGCUGACCUAGAUGCUGCUCAGUAAUUCGCACGUCUGUGCUUCCCAACCCCUGCCUCUCUCAGAAUACGCGGCUGAGCAGACACAGCGGGCACUGCACGAGUCGGUCUUCAUGGCAUCCUUGUCCACCCACCCUUCCCGGGACCUCCCUCUCAGCAGGGAGCAGCACUGCAAGCUGCUGCCGGGCGUGGCUGACAUCCAGGCAGAUGAGGUGGCCCGAUGGACAGUGAAUGAGGUGGCUGAGUUUGUACAGUCUCUGCUGGGCUGUGAAGAGCAUGCCAAUUGCUUCAAGAAAGAGCAGAUUGACGGCAAAGCCUUCCUGCUUCUGACACAGACGGACAUCGUCAAGGUGAUGAAGAUCAAACUGGGCCCAGCACUGAAGAUUUAUAAUGCUAUCCUCAUGUUCAGGGAUUCUCAGGACCUCACCGAAGAGGACACUGUCUCGGGCUGAGAAGUCAGGGGCUAAAUGCACUGCCCGAGCUGCCACCUUGCUGGGACCUGGUUCUUUCAGCAAUAAAGUUGGCCCGCACUGAUUUGAUUUUAAUGCCCCUGUGGUCAUAUCCAUAUUUAAUCUGGACCUUUUAAAUGGCUGUGGCGUAUAUGUUUAGAGGGUUUUGAUAGCUGCUCCAGGGCCAACAGCACCAAAGCCCAGGCAUGCAUACAGUUUGUGGAUAACCUUGCCUUCAGUGGGGCCCUUUCAGCUCUGUUUGUGGGGCCACAAACAGACCAAAGAAGCAGCUGCAUACACCUUUAUUCUUCUCCCUUGCCAUAAAAGAUGCUACUUCCCAAUUCGAAAGCAUAAAACUCACAACUGGUAAAAUAGUA
Messenger RNA from Phyllostomus discolor (pale spear-nosed bat), 1140 nucleotides. RefSeq names its product lethal(3)malignant brain tumor-like protein 4. The record is from RefSeq and is a predicted model, not a curated record. Gene Ontology annotation, molecular function: protein binding. The coding region runs from base 329 to 766 and encodes 145 amino acids. The transcript is spliced from 3 exons. NCBI's taxonomy places the organism in Eukaryota, Metazoa, Chordata, Mammalia, Chiroptera, Phyllostomidae.